Peromyscus californicus insignis is the source of this 1639-nucleotide messenger RNA. It is a transcript of the gene Actr10, whose product is annotated as actin related protein 10. The record is from RefSeq and is a predicted model, not a curated record. NCBI's taxonomy places the organism in Eukaryota, Metazoa, Chordata, Mammalia, Rodentia, Cricetidae. Gene Ontology annotation, biological process: retrograde axonal transport of mitochondrion. The transcript is spliced from 13 exons. The coding region runs from base 148 to 1401 and encodes 417 amino acids.
AUGAGAGCGUCUGCGAGGAAGGCUUACGGCGUCAGGCUUCUCCUUGGCCAGUUCGGGUCCUCAGCCACGCGAGGACCCCGCCCCGCCCCCGCGCCGAGGCUAACUCUCGCCCAGCUGACUGCCUGACGUCUGCACGGUCUCUCCGCGAUGCCGCUCUACGAGGGCCUGGGGAGCGGCGGCGAAAAGACGGCGGUCGUGAUCGACCUGGGAGAAGCCUUCACCAAGUGUGGAUUUGCGGGAGAAACUGGUCCACGAUGUAUAAUUCCUAGUGUGAUAAAAAGAGCUGGCAUGUCUAAGCCAAUCAAAGUUGUCCAGUAUAAUAUCAAUACAGAAGAAUUAUAUUCCUACUUAAAGGAAUUCAUCCACAUACUGUAUUUCAGGCAUCUGUUGGUGAAUCCCAGAGACCGCCGGGUUGUGGUUAUUGAGUCGGUAUUAUGUCCUUCCCACUUCAGAGAGACACUUACUCGUGUUCUUUUCAAAUAUUUUGAGGUUCCAUCUGUCUUACUUGCUCCAAGUCAUCUAAUGGCUCUCCUGACACUGGGGAUUAAUUCUGCUAUGGUCCUGGAUUGUGGAUAUAGAGAAAGCCUGGUGCUGCCUAUAUAUGAAGGCAUCCCAGUACUGAACUGCUGGGGAGCACUCCCCUUAGGAGGAAAAGCUCUUCACAAGGAGUUGGAAACUCAGCUGUUGGAACAAUGUACUGUUGACACUGGUGCUGCUAAAGGACAGAGCCUUCCCUCAGUGAUGGGUUCAGUUCCAGAAGGUAUCUUAGAGGAUAUUAAAGUGCGCACGUGCUUUGUAUGUGAUCUGAAGCGUGGACUACAGAUCCAAGCAGCAAAAUUUAAUAUUGAUGGCAACAAUGAGCGUCCCUCCCCACCCCCAAAUGUUGACUAUCCAUUGGAUGGAGAGAAGAUUUUACAUGUGCUUGGAUCAAUCAGAGACUCAGUUGUGGAAAUCCUUUUUGAACAAGAUAACGAGGAGAAAUCUGUCGCCACUUUAAUACUGGACUCCCUUUUGCAGUGCCCAAUAGACACCAGGAAGCAACUGGCAGAGAAUUUGGUAGUCAUAGGUGGCACAUCUAUGUUGCCAGGAUUUCUCCACAGAUUGCUUGCAGAAAUACGGUAUUUGGUAGAAAAACCAAAAUAUAAAAAGACACUUGGCACCAAGACCUUCCGAAUUCAUACUCCACCUGCAAAGGCUAAUUGUGUGGCCUGGCUGGGAGGUGCUGUUUUUGGAGCAUUGCAAGAUAUACUUGGGAGCCGCUCCAUUUCAAAGGAAUAUUAUAAUCAGACCGGCCGUAUACCUGACUGGUGUUCUCUCAACAACCCACCUUUGGAAAUGAUGUUUGAUGUUGGGAAGACGCAGCCACCACUGAUGAAAAGAGCAUUUUCCACCGAGAAAUAAAACUUUGAAUAAAUUGAGCCUUGCUUUAUUUCAAAUACUUAAUCAAUUAGAAAUAAAUUGUACAAAGUAUGUAGGAUGCUUUACUAUAUAUAGGUGACUUAUGUAACAAAGCAUUUCUGUAUUUUCUUUUUGCAUUAAUAUAUAAUUGCUCUCACUUUGUCUCUUGUGUAGUAUGAUAAAAUAGUGGACGCCUGUGAGAUAUGUUGUAUUUAUAUCAAUAAAAUAGAGUUAAGCUGUU